Molecule: messenger RNA, 925 nt
Organism: Corylus avellana
Lineage: Eukaryota; Viridiplantae; Streptophyta; Magnoliopsida; Fagales; Betulaceae
Molecular function (GO): calcium ion binding
Source: RefSeq, a predicted model, not a curated record
UAAAAAAUAAAAAGAGUUUUUACCACGCGCUUUUGUUUCAAGACGCACACGCUCCAAGCAACUGAAAGCCUGCGAUCUCACCGAGGUGGUUGCAGAGGCGCUCAUCUAGUAGCUAUCUCCCAUUAGGCUUUCCACAGCUUCCAUAUACCCCCACUACACCCGAUUCCACCUCUCACUGUCCGAGAAUCUUCUUUGGCCUCACCAGUCACCACCAUGGGCAACACAUCGUCAAUGCUCACGCAGUACGACAUCGAAGAGGUCCAGGAGCACUGCAACCGCGCGUUCUCGCAGCAGGAGAUAGUGUCUCUGUACCAGAGGUUCUGUCAGCUCGAUCGCAAUGGCGGUGGUUUCAUCUCCGCCGAGGAGUUCUUGUCCGUUCCCGAAUUCGCCGUUAACCCUCUCUCUCAGAGAUUGUUGAGGAUGUUGGAUGGGUUAAACUUCAAGGAAUUUGUGGCAUUCUUGUCCGCAUUCAGUCCUCGAGCCACCUUGCAACAGAAAAUUGAAUUUAUUUUUAAGGUUUAUGAUUCGCAUGGCAAUGGAAGAGUUGCGAUGAAUGACAUGCUGGAAGUUUUGCGGGAUUUGACGGGACAAUAUAUAUCUGAACAACAGAGGGAGCAAGUUCUGAAUCAAGUCCUUGAGGAAGCCGGCUACACAAAGGAUUCUUUGUUAGUUUUGUCCGACUUCAUGAAGGUUCUUGGCAAUUCUGGUUUGAAGAUGGAGGUAGAGGUUCCCGUGGAUUAAAACAAGUGACAAAAAGGUUAUUAAACAAUAAUAUAUGCAUAAUUUGCUCUCCGUUAGUCAUUCCAUAGGCAUUUCUUAGUGUUCGUAUUCGGACCAUCUGCUAAUAGAUCCAUGGGCAAGGUGAUGUUACUAAUGUAUCUAGUUAGCAAACUGUGAACAUUUGAAGUAUAUGUACCAUUUUCCC